This is a messenger RNA of Paramecium primaurelia, 205 nucleotides long. NCBI's taxonomy places the organism in Eukaryota, Ciliophora, Oligohymenophorea, Peniculida, Parameciidae. The record is from the annotation of a GenBank genome assembly.
GAAUUCUAACCUGCUUAAUUGCUUAAGAAGUCAAUUUUUGAUAAUGGGUAUAUGGCUUAUGAUGUUACCAAUACAUUCAAUAAAGUUAUUUAAAAUCAUAAUGGAGAUAGAUAUCUUUAAUUCGAAUUCCUUCGAUAAAUUGCCUUCCUCAAAGCUAGAAUCUUAGAGGGUUUACCUACAUUCUUAUAGAUGUCAGGAUCAUUGA